Molecule: messenger RNA, 2392 nt
Organism: Anarrhichthys ocellatus (wolf-eel)
Lineage: Eukaryota; Metazoa; Chordata; Actinopteri; Perciformes; Anarhichadidae
Gene: clcn7
Product: chloride channel 7
Exons: 22
Coding region: 139-2346 (735 amino acids)
Biological process (GO): chloride transport; transmembrane transport
Cellular component (GO): intracellular membrane-bounded organelle; lysosomal membrane
Molecular function (GO): chloride:proton antiporter activity
Source: RefSeq, a predicted model, not a curated record
AGCCUUACAAGGCGUCACGAGUCACUAGAGUGAUCAUGAAGGAGCUGAGGGAGAAUAACAGUUAGUUAGCUAUAGCAACAACUGCCACUGAUGAAGUAAAUUAGCCACAGUCAUAGCGGCGAGCUACCGGAAGACACCAUGGCCAACAUCACGAAGAAAGUGUCUUGGUCCAGCCGGGCCGACGAGUCCGGGACCACCGGGGAGGGGACGCCGCUGCUCAACGGCUCCGAGCAGCCCAGGCUCUCCAGACAGCUGUCUGGAGGAGGCCGUAUAUUUCAGAUAGGCAGACUCAGCACUGUGGAUUUGGAGGAGGAGAUAUCGUCGGAGGAGGACUCUCUUCGGGGGCGGCCUAAAGAGAUCCCUCACAACGAGAAACUGCUGUCACUUAAAUUUGAGAGUCUGGACUAUGAUAACAUUGAGAACCAGCUGUUUCUGGAGGAGGAGAGGAGGAUGAGUUACAUGGGUUUCCGCUGUCUGGAGAUCAGUCGCUGGGUGGUCUGUGGUCUGAUCGGCUUCCUGACCGGCCUCAUCGCCUGUUUCAUAGACAUCGUGGUGGAGGAAAUGGCUGGGAUCAAAUACCGAGUGGUCAAAGAGAACAUAGAUAAGUUUACCGAGGUGGGCGGCCUGUCGAUCUCCCUCAUCCUCUGGGUUGUCAUCAACUCCGUCUUUGUCAUGGUGGGGGCCAUCCUCGUUGCGUGUUUCGAGCCCAUAGCAGCAGGAAGUGGAAUUCCUCAGAUAAAAUGUUACCUGAACGGAGUCAAGAUUCCCAGGGUGGUACGACUCAAGACUCUGCUGGUGAAAGUGUUUGGUGUUAUCUGUUCAGUGGUUGGCGGUCUGGCUGUCGGAAAGGAAGGGCCCAUGAUUCACUCUGGUGCUGUUGUAGCUGCCGGGGUCUCACAGGGCAGGAGCACCACUUUAAAGAAAGACUUAAAGAUGUUUGAAUAUUUCCGGAGAGACACAGAGAAACGUGACUUUGUGUCAGCUGGAGCUGCUGCCGGAGUCUCGGCUGCUUUCGGAGCACCAGUCGGUAAAAACCCAACAACCUCACCAGAGCGCAGCACAAACAGGAGCUUUUGUGCGGGAUUUGAAAGUGUGUGUGUGUGUGUGUGUGUGUGUGUGUGUGUGUGUUACAGGUAUGUUCAUCGCCCUGCUUUACAAGUGAUUGAGGCCAUGCUGGUUGCUGCUGUGACUGCGACUGUUUCAUUCACCAUGAUCUACUUCUCUAAUGACUGUCAACCUCUGGGGCCUGAACACACUGAGGAGUACCCACUGCAGUUGUUCUGUGCAGAUGGAGAGUACAACUCGAUGGCAACGGCCUUCUUCAACACUCCAGAGAAAAGUGUUCGUAGUCUCUUCCACAACCAGCCAGGAACCUACAACCCUUUGACUCUGGGUUUGUUCACUUUGACUUACUUCUUCCUGGCGUGUUGGACCUACGGCCUGGCGGUGUCUGCUGGAGUCUUCAUCCCGUCUCUGCUUAUAGGAGCAGCCUGGGGCAGAUUGUUUGGAAUCCUGCUGGCCUCCAUCACCUCCACCGGCUCGAUCUGGACUGACCCUGGUAAAUAUGCCCUGAUUGGAGCUGCAGCUCAGUUAGGUGGCAUCGUGAGGAUGACUCUCAGUUUGACUGUCAUCAUGGUGGAGGCGACAGGAAACGUCACAUACGGUCUUCCCAUCAUGCUCGUCCUCAUGACAGCCAAGAUAGUAGGAGACUAUUUUGUAGAGGGUCUGUAUGACAUCCACAUCAAGCUGCAGAGCGUUCCCUUCCUGCACUGGGAUGCUCCGGCCACCUCCCACUGGUUGACCGCCAGAGAGGUGAUGAGUUCUCCGGUCACCUGCUUGAACCGGAUAGAGAAGGUGGGAACCAUCGUGGACGUCCUGAGCAACACGUCCACCAAUCACAACGGCUUCCCGGUCGUCACACAGGGCGCCGGUGGUGAAGAGCCAGCGAAGCUCUGCGGCCUCAUCCUCCGCUCUCAGCUCAUUGUUCUUCUCAAGCACAAGGUGUUUGUGGAGCUGGCCCGGUCCCGGCUGACUCUGAGGAAGCUCCAGCUGAAGGACUUCAGAGACGCCUAUCCCCGCUUUCCCCCGAUCCAGAGCAUCCACGUGUCCCAGGACGAGAGGGAGUGUAUGAUGGACCUCAAUGAGUUCAUGAACGCAACGCCUUACACAGUACCGCAGGACACUUCUCUGCCUCGUGUGUUUAAGCUGUUCAGAGCGCUGGGACUCCGACACCUGGUGGUGGUGGAUGAUGAGAACAGGGUGGUUGGACUGGUGACCAGGAAAGACUUGGCCAGAUAUCACCUGGGCAAACACGGAUUGGAGGAGCUUCAGCUGGCCCAGACAUAGUACACACACAGACACACACACACACACACACACACACACACACACA